AUGAGUCCCAGUGAACUGCGUGGACCCCUGAGCUCAGGAGCCUCUGACGCCACCUGGGGAGCCAAGCUGCUUUUCAAGGUGGCGCCUCCAGGGUCCAGCCUGCUGCCCAACAGCCCCGCAGCCACCAGGGGGCCGUCCCUGGCCCGGCUGUGUGCCCUGGUGGACCUGCGUCUGGGUUGUUACCGCUGCAGCAAGCAGCUCAAUGAAAGCACGUGCGUCCUCCGUGGCGUGGAGCAUGACUGCCCCGGCGAGAUCCUGCUGGCCUGCCUCAAGCAGGCCCCCAAGAGCAAGGUCUGGUGCAGGGUGGGCUGCCAGCCAGCCUUCCCCAGGCCUCUGUGCUACAAGGUCUGCCGCUACUACAGCCCCGGCCUGGGCUGCCAGCGCCACUGGAACCGCUGCACCUUUGCCUGCAGCUGCGAGGAGGCCCUGGUCUGGACCUUUGAGCGCGAGCAGGGUCUCGAGCGCGUGUGGCUGAAGGCAGAGGUGCUGCCCACUACGCGUCUGUCACGUGGACUCCCAGGGGCAGUGCCCUGAGCAUGGAGCCUGCCCCUCCCUCCUGGCCCACGUGAGCACUGAGGGCCGCCACAAG
Molecule: messenger RNA, 589 nt
Organism: Callithrix jacchus (white-tufted-ear marmoset)
Lineage: Eukaryota; Metazoa; Chordata; Mammalia; Primates; Cebidae
Source: RefSeq, a predicted model, not a curated record